UUAGAUUAAUAAAAAUGUGAAAUAUCAGCUGUCUGUGUUGUGUUUUUCUCAGGUAAUUUUCUUUUGGAGUAUUGGGAAAAAGAACCCUAACUCCCCUCCUCUUGGCCUCACUAUCACUGUGAUCCAGACCACCAUGUCAUUUUUAUUUUGCUUCUAGAUAUUAAUUAAAAAAACAUAUGACAGAUUUGGAAAAUUCUAAUUCACAUCCCACGCUUCUGGCCCACAUUGGUUGUGCAUGCAGUCCAACUCAAAUCUAAGGUUUUCCAUUUUCGCCGGUGACAGGCUUGUGAGUUCCUCCACACCAUGCACUGAGUCUGCUGGACUGUGUUGCUCCACAACCAUAUCUGAAUAUUGUUCUGAUAUUUCCAAUGCAGAGGAUUCAUUUUGAUGUUGACCCCAGUGCUGAGGCACAAAGACAAAGCUCAGACCAUGGAGAACAACCUGAAACUCCUAAGAGACCAGAUGCUAAACAUCAACACAAGGAAAUAAUCAAACACACUUUGUUAUGAAAAGGGUCAUUUUCCAAAUGUCUAGUUUCAGAAAAAAGCUGACUAUUAUUUUGAUAAGAACUAGGCCUAUAGUACAAUACAUGAAAACAACAAAUAUUGUGUUGCGCUACUAGGCCUGUCCUUUUAACGGUCUUUUAUUCAUAUUCACAGGAACUAGAUGAGACGUUUUGCCAGAUCAGUGAAGAAACCAAUGGGAACGUUUUGUGGUGGGCUGUUGUGUAGACUUCCAUUCAACUAUCAGUUGGAUUUUGGCAAAUCAAAAGACUGAAAGACUUCCUGAUUGCAAAGAAGUUGGUUUGAUAAGAACUUUAGAGCAGGAAUGAUGUCUUGCAGUACAAUGCAAAGUGGCCACUAGAGUCAACUGCUAUUCCAAACUAGACUAAGAUCAGUGCUGAGGAGGCAUCUACUUUACUGUACAUCCUUCUAGAGACAAUGUAUGAAUUCAUAAAAUGUGUUUGUUUCAUCUUACACAACUAUCCCAAUUUGUUUUCUCCAAUGAACGCACCAAAAUGUAAAUAAUGACGUAGCCAGCCAAUCAGAAAGCGAUCUGACAUGCAAACAAACCGAAAAUCAGAAGGUAGCCGGGCUAGUUAAUUGCUACAGUUGCUAAAGCCAGAAAACGACACGGAAAGUUUUGUGAGUUUGCUAACUAGUUCCAUCAUGUAAGUCAGAUGUGGACCUUUCUUCAGUAAAAUAUAAUUUACUUUUUAGUAGAUAGCUGCCCCAGAAACAGCUAUAGAAAAUGUCUUACUGGAUCUGCUGUAACUCCUGCUUCAACCUCCCGGGUCCUGACCGCAAACUAGCUGUUACCACCUGUGGUCAUGUCAUCUGCAACGUGUGUUUUCAGAAAGCCAAUCAAGGGGAGUGCAUGAUAUGUAACGCAAAAUGUCAAGUUACUCCUCUCUCAGACAAAAGUAGUGCAGAAGUAAAGGCCCUCUUCUCUGACAUCAAUUCUGUAGCAACCAAACACUUAACAGAGAUAAGCAAGGUGUUACUAUUCCAGGCAAGGCACCAAAAGAGGUUGUUGGCGCAUUCCCAGCAGAGGAAUGAAAAGUUAGAAGAAGUUUUACUCAAGAUGAAGCAAGAAAUGCAGCAAAUGUCCAAGAAAAUUACAGAGCAGAAUGCCUAUAUUGCCAAGCUGGAGAGCACUCGUCAGCAUCAAAGUGCAAAAGCAGCUUCUACAUCACAGCUGAACCGUAGUUCUCACAAUGCUCGUUCACAUCAAAUCAAAUCAGAUCAAAUGCAGAUACCAUUCAACUCACCCAUGUCCCUCUCUCGCUUCUCAUCUACUACAAGUCUGGCAGAAAACAUGGAGGUGGAUAACAGAGGUCUGUUUAGGAAACCGGAGCUCUCUGGAAGUGUCCAGAGGUUGUCCUUGAUCAGCCCUCCACAGGACGGCCGGAUGGGUACCGUCCCCCAUCGAUCGACCAAUCAGAACACCCUAGUCAACCACUCAGCUCGCUCGGCCACUGUCAGCCGCCUGGCGGAGUUGCAGAUGACCCCUAACCUGCCGUAUCGUAGGAACACAGGGUGGGAGACGCCCGUGUUCAAGCCCCCGUCAGCCUACAGACACUCCUCCAUGUCUUCUCUGGUCAUGUCCUCUCUGGGGGUCACCUGCCCUCCACCGUAACACCGCCAAGAGCCAGCCAUCACUACGGCACAAGGAGACGUCUCUGAUCCACUUCAAUGCCCUCCACGAGUGACUUAGCUAGAGUAUCAAGUCACCUGGCAAUGGUUGAACUCUCCACCGUGGAGAGAUGAGCUGUGGAAUAGGAAGUGUUCAGAAAUUGAGCCCCCUUCACACAGGGUUAAGAAGAGUUUGGAAGCUGUGGUCUGUUGGUUGUGUGUGCAGUGUAGCGUGUAUAUUGUCAUUGUAAUGGAUUACAUACAGUAUUACAGUAUUACUUGUCACAGUAACAAAUAAAAUUUAACAAACCAAUCAAA
Salvelinus sp. IW2-2015 is the source of this 2453-nucleotide messenger RNA. RefSeq names its product probable E3 SUMO-protein ligase RNF212. The record is from RefSeq and is a predicted model, not a curated record. Gene Ontology annotation, cellular component: synaptonemal complex. NCBI's taxonomy places the organism in Eukaryota, Metazoa, Chordata, Actinopteri, Salmoniformes, Salmonidae. Gene Ontology annotation, biological process: protein sumoylation; reciprocal meiotic recombination; homologous chromosome pairing at meiosis. Gene Ontology annotation, molecular function: SUMO transferase activity.